This is a messenger RNA of Rattus norvegicus (Norway rat), 2696 nucleotides long. The record is from RefSeq and is a predicted model, not a curated record. NCBI's taxonomy places the organism in Eukaryota, Metazoa, Chordata, Mammalia, Rodentia, Muridae.
GACACCUACGCCUUUAUCACCAGUUGCUUCUAGCGGGUCUCCAAGGGGCUAUACGACGCCCUACUAAUUUGGCUCAGGUAAAACAGGUAUUACAGGAAGCAGGGGAAACUCCCUCCGCCUUUCUAGAGAGACUUAAGGAGGCCUACCGUAUGUAUACUCCCUAUGACCCAGAUGACCCAGGACAAAUGACGAGUGUCUCUAUGUCCUUCAUCUGGCAGGCUGCUCCAGAUAUCAGGACUAAGUUACAGAGGUUAGAAAAUUUACAGGGCUAUACAUUACAAGAUUUACUUAAAGAAGCUGAAAAGAUUUUUAAUAAGAGAGAGAUAAAAAAAAAAAAACAAAGAAUUGAGUCAAAUCUUGGCCGCCGUAGUUCAGGGCCAAGAAAAGAAGGGAGAUAGGGGGGGAGCUCGAAAGGGGCUGAAGCUGGAUAAAGAUCAAUGUGCCUAUUACAAAGAGAAAGGGCACUGGGCCAGAGAGUGCCCCAAGAAGCCUGGCGGACCCCAAAAGCCUCGACCACGAACCUCCCUCUUGGCUCUAGAUAAAGAUUAGGGAGGUCAGGGCCAGGAGCCCCCCCUGAGCCCAGGGUAACGCUUAAAGUUGGGGGGCAGCCGGUUACUUUCCUGGUAGACACAGGAGCCCAGCAUUCAGUCCUCACCCAAGCUUCAGGACAACUCAGCGACCGGAUGGCCUGGGUACAAAGAGCUACUGGUGAGAAACAAUACCGAUAGACCACGGACCGCCGGGUUCAGCUGGCUACUGGUAAGGUGACCCAUUCCUUCUUACAUGUUCCAGACUGCCUGUACCCUCUGCUGGGCCGUGACCUGCUCACCAAACUAAAAGCACAAAUUCAUUUUGAGGAAGGAGGGGCCCAAAUAACUGGCCCCCACGGAACUCCCCUUCAAGUUCUAACCCUAUGAACCGGGACAGGACACUGGCUUGGACAGAGACUGGUGGGAUGGGGUUGGCGCUCCAACAGCCCCCCUUAAUUACAACUCCAGUCUCCAUAAAACAAUACCCCCUGUCACAUGAAGCUUAUCAAGGUAUAAGGCCUCACAUUAUGAGGCUUCUGGAUCAAGGCAUCCUAGUCCCCUGCCGGUCGCCUUGAAAUACGCCUCUUCUGCCUGUUAAGAAACCCGGCACUAGAGAUUAUAGGCCAAUACAAGACUUGAGAAAGGUCAACAAGAGGAUAAAAGAUAUUCAUCCGACUGUUCCAAACCCUUACAAUUUGCUCAGUAACUGUUCAUCGAUGAGAAACAGGGGUAUGCUAAAGGGGUCCUAACACAAAGGUUGGGACCCUAAAAACGCCCUGUGGCCUACCUGUCUAAGAAAUUGGACCCUGUGGCCUCCGGCUGGCCACCGUGCCUAAAGAUGGUGGCUGCUAUUGCUGUCCUGAUCAAGGAUGCUAAAAAAUUGACUUUGGGACAGCCACUUACCAUCCUAGCACCCCACACAGUGGAGGCCUUGGUAAAGCAGCCCCCAGACCGCUGGCUCUCUAAUUCCCACAUGACCCACUACCAAGCCUUGUUACUGGAUGCAGAACAGGUUCAGUUUGGACCCGUAGUCGCCCUCAAUCCUGCCACCUUGCUUCCCCUACCAGAGGAGGCAGAACAGCAUGACUGCCUACAAAUCCUCACAGAAGUACAUAGAACCAGGCCGGACCUAUCGGACCAGCCUCUUCAGAAUGCUGACCACACAUGGUACACGGAUGACAACAGCUUCUUGGCAGAGGGAGAGCGAAAGGCUGGAGCUGCGGUCACUACGGAGGACAAAGUGAUUUGGGCGAAAGCCCUGCCUGCUGGUACCUCCACACAACGGGCUGAACUCAUCGCCUUGACUCAGGCACUCAAGAUGACAAAAGGUAAGAGGCUAAAUGUAUAUACAGACAGCCGUUAUGCCUUUGCCACAGCACACAUCCACGGGGAGAUCUACCAGAGGCGGGGGCUGCUCACAUCUAAAGAUAAAGAUAUUAAAAAUAAGGCUAAAAUUCUGGCCCUCUUAGAAGCCCUAUUCUUGCCCAAAAGACUGAGUAUUAUACAUUGUCCAGGACACCAGAAAGGGCACAACCCAGAGGCACGAAGAAACCGCUGGCCGAUGCCACGGCGCGAGAAGCGGCCAUGAGCAAAUAAAUCUUGCCCUUAAAUAGCCCAGACCAACCCACGCCCCCACCAGUGAGACAAACUAGUUGGGUUUAUGCCCAUGAGGACAUAGAGCUCCUAGAAAAAAAUGGGGGCCAUCUACCACCCUCAACUAAAACAGUGGGUCUACAAAGGACUUUUGAAUUGAUCUCCUUUUUACACAAAUUAACCCAUUUGGGGUUUAAGAAGAUAAAAACCUUACUAGAUCGGGAAGAGAUAAAUCUGUGUUUUUUAAAUCGGGACAAAGCGAUACAAAAGGUGACUGAGAGUUACAAAGCGUGCGCUCAGGUUAACCUGGGAAGGAUCAUGAUUGGACAAGGAGUUCGUCCUAGGGGACACCGUCCCGACAUCCAUUGGGAAAUUGAUUUCACUGAAAUUAAACCAGAUAUAUAUAGAUACAAGUAUCUCCUAGUGUUUGUAGACACCUUCUCAGGAUGGGUCGAAGCCUUCCCCACAAAGCACGAGACUACAAAAAUGGUCACCAAGAAGCUCCUCGAGGAAAUCUUUCCCAGCCCUUCUCUGAGGGCCCAUUUACAGGCCCUACAGAUUGUGCAGAGAGAC